AUGGAGAGGGUGACAGCUUCUUUGACAGCCUUAUUUAAGCACAUUGGGAGUGUUGAUGAACCGAGUACAGAUGAAAUUAUUCGUGAAAAAGUUUUAAGUUUUAUAAGAGAUAAGGUUUUAGAUGCGGACCAUAUUGACAGAGGGGGUGCUUCAAGCAGCAAGUUCCUCACCUAUUUGAACAAACACAUCAUACCUGUUUUUGAUAAGCUUCCUGAGGAGCGAAAGCUGGAUCUGCUGAAAGCCCUUGCAGAAAUUUCUCCUUACACAACACCACAGGAUUCCCGACAGAUUCUUCCUAAUGUUGUUCAGCUAUUAAAGAAAUACAUGCCUAGGAAGAAGACUGGAGAAGAGACGAACUUCACUUAUGUUGAGUGCUUGUUGUACACAUUUCAUCAUUAGCUAGCUCACAAGGUUCCUAAUGCAACAAACAGUCUAUGUGGUUACAAGAUAGUGACCGGCCAACCAUCAGAUAGGCUUGGGGAGGAUUUCUCAGAGCUUUAUAAGGACUUCACUGAAAGGUUGAGUAAUGUUGAGGAGUUAACUAGGGCUACCAUGAAGAAAUUAACUCAAGGAAUGGCUGAGCACAACAAAGCUAUGGCAGCUGCUAAAUCUGAUGAAGCAAAGAAUAGCAUUAAAACUCAAAAGCAGAAUACAACCACUGGGUUGCGGACGUGUAAUAACAUUUUGGCAAUGACAAAGCCAUUACAUUCAAAAACACCCUCGUUUAUUGGAGAUAAAAGUGUCAACCUAUCUUGGAAAGAAGCAACAAAACCUUCUGUUCCCACCACCGCAGCUACAACUGGAGGGAAACGACCUGCUACUACUGCUAAUGGAUCCGGCAACGUGCCAGCUAAAAAGGGCCGUGGAGCUGGUGGUUUGCAAAACCAACUGGUUAAUAGAGCAUUGGAAGAUUUGUCUCAUGGUGGGAGAAGUGGGACUAGAGGCAGAGGGAGAGGGUGGGGUGGACGUGGAAGAGGAAGAGGCUACCGGUAGCCUAGGGGUGUGCCCAGAGUAAGAAAUUUGGAUUUCAGAAAGUCGGUAUGGACCAGAAGUAUACAACUAGAAGCCAUUUAUUUAUUAAAGUUCUCUGCUGGAGCUAGUUUUGAUUCAUAGAGGAAGAAACUGAUGAGUUUCUAGAUUUAUUUGUUGUCUAACACUAGGAAUCAUUUCGAAUUUAACUGAUGAAAGCAGCAGCCGGGAUUGAUUUAAGGAAUCUUUGCAUGCCUUUUACUCUGUGUAUGCAUGCGUGUGUAUCUUAUUGACAGUUAACUUGCACCCAGAGGAAUCAUUUUAUAAUUCUGACGAUUUGUAGAAUGUAAUAUGUUUGGUUGAAUGAGAACUUGAGAAAGCUGCUACCCUUUAGAUGAUUGUCAUUAACUGUGAAA
Messenger RNA from Alnus glutinosa, 1385 nucleotides. RefSeq names its product apoptosis inhibitor 5-like protein API5. The record is from RefSeq and is a predicted model, not a curated record. Gene Ontology annotation, molecular function: mRNA binding. NCBI's taxonomy places the organism in Eukaryota, Viridiplantae, Streptophyta, Magnoliopsida, Fagales, Betulaceae. Gene Ontology annotation, biological process: regulation of programmed cell death. Gene Ontology annotation, cellular component: nucleus.